GUCCAUUGAAGCAUAGGAACACAAUAUGCAAGCGGAACAUCAAUCCUUUCCUAUUAGUUCAAGUUGAAUUUCAAGCAAGUUUCGCAUACAAUCAUAUAAUUCGACAGAAAAAUAUUGUUAAGUGAUGAACGGUGAAGUUACGAGACAAACAGCCGUGGGAGCAGGUGUUUGUGGUGUUUUAUUGCUCGUUUGUGGUGUUGGAUGUUUGAUUCCAGGCUUUGUUCUGAUAGCGAAUGGAGAUGCCAAUGCCGAUGGAUUGUGGUSUGGCGUCUUGCUCCUUAUCGCUGGGGUUUUAGGGAUGGUCACGUGGUGGAAACGUCACAGAGGAGUGAUAAUUGGUUUCCUCGUCGUCACCAUCUGCGUAGUUAUCGCUAUGUUCAUCGAAAGUAUCAUUGCAGGGGUACGUUACGCCUAUUAUAAAGAAAAGGCGAGUUGGUACUGUCAGAAGACAGGUUUUAACUGCAAAUGCUACCAAUAUGGUUACGCGAAAUCAAGCAAAGAUUUAUACUGCGACCAAUCGAAAAUGGACUCCAUCAUCGGAUCGCUAUUGACUAUCGUUAUCUUCAGCGUUAUCGGUGGCAUUGCUUCAUUUACGGGCUCAAUCUUUGGUUGUAUGGGAACCUGCUCCACACAGGGUCAACCGGGCACCGUGGUGGUUCAAAGCCCCGUUGUAAUGACAACCACAUUACCCGGUUACUCAGUUCAACAACCCGGUUACUCAAUUCAGCAGCCUGGUUACUUAGUUCAACAGCCUGGUUACUCAGUCCAACAGCCUGGUCACCAAGCACCUCAGUCUGAUUACCAAGCUUCAAAGUCUGGAUACAAGGCUCCACAAUCUGGAUACCUGGCUCCACAGUCUGAUUACCAAGCUCCACAGUCUGGUCACCAAGCACCAGGAUCUGAUUACCAAGCACCUAGUUCUGGUUACCAGGCCCCUCAACCAGCUGAUAUCGAUCCACAAGCAAGUUCAAGCCAGCAACAAGUUCCUGACGAACCUCCACCGCAAUACACUAAACAUCCUCUGUAAGAGUCUUACACUUGUAUUUGAAAGUUACUGUUUUUAUGCGUCAACCAGACCUAAAACUAAGAAGGCUCAUUACAUAUAGUGGUUCAAUAAACUUAUAAUACCCGUAAAUUGCAAACAUUUGUUUUAAUUUUGCUUCUUACAGUUAAGAGUCGCUUGGCGGGUAAACGACAAGCAUGUGCUGAUAAAUAAGUAAGCUUACAUCUUAUGUUAAUGGUGUUAACUUCUAGCAUAUACGCAAGCAGGUUCUUUGCCAGUGCCUAUAGGUCAUAUAAACUUUGGUUUCAUACCAGAUGCACUUAAAGCUCUGUAAAAGUUAAUGGUGAAUUUCCUUUUUUGAGUAAAACGAGUUAUAAGUAA
Messenger RNA from Actinia tenebrosa (Australian red waratah sea anemone), 1384 nucleotides. RefSeq lists its product as uncharacterized. Lineage: Eukaryota; Metazoa; Cnidaria; Anthozoa; Actiniaria; Actiniidae. Gene Ontology annotation, cellular component: membrane. The record is from RefSeq and is a predicted model, not a curated record.